Messenger RNA from Colletotrichum karsti, 867 nucleotides. RefSeq lists its product as uncharacterized. Lineage: Eukaryota; Fungi; Ascomycota; Sordariomycetes; Glomerellales; Glomerellaceae. The record is from RefSeq and is a predicted model, not a curated record. Gene Ontology annotation, biological process: mitochondrion organization. The coding region runs from base 1 to 867 and encodes 288 amino acids. The transcript is spliced from 2 exons. Gene Ontology annotation, cellular component: SAM complex.
AUGCCGGAGCCUACUCCGAGGAGCUGGUUCGACGUCCCGGCCCCGGUCGCAGCCCUCUUCCGCCGCUUCCCCCUCGCCGUCCUCCCACCAAACGACCUACCCCUCCGCAGCCCCUCCCGAGGCGACAGCCCGGUCCUCUACGUCUUCGUCUCGGCAGAAGAUGCAGCAAAUGGCCGACCCAGCUUCAACCCUUCAUGUCUAAAGUGGCAGACCUUCCUCAAAAUAGCAGGCGCAGAAUUCCGCAUCCUCCCCUCAACAAACCACGCCUCCCCCUCCGGCGCCCUCCCCUACUUACAGCCAUCGAUACCCUCCCGCCCCGUCACCGCCGGCAGCAGACUCGAAUCCUGGGCCCAGUCCCAAACGAAAUCCGACAAGCCCGCCUCGCAACCACCCGAAGGCCGCCUCCAAGCCUACCAGUCCCUCCUCGACACCCGCGUCCGCACCGCCUGGCUCCACGCCCUCUACCUCUCCUCGGCCAACGCGCCCCUCCUCUCCCGCCUCUACUUCGAGCCGGCCUCCAACAACCCGCUGGUCCGGCUCACGCUGACGCACCAGGUCCGCUCCGCCGCCGAGGCCGAGGUCCUGAAGGCGACGCGGACCGCCGUCGUCGACCCGGCGCGGGUCUACGCCGACGCGCGCGCCGCGUUCGAGGCACUGGCCGUGCUGUUGGAGGAAGAGAAGGGCGCCGGGCGCUGGUUCUUCGGGUGCGACGAGCCGACCCUGUUCGACGCAUCCGUCUUUGCGUAUACCCAUCUGCUGCUGGACGAGACGUUCGGCUGGGUUGACCGGAGGCUGUCGGAGGUGCUGCGGGAGUUUCCUGCUCUCGUGAGGCAUCGGGAGAGAUUGCUGGCAAGAUGUUUCCCGUGA